Molecule: messenger RNA, 2903 nt
Organism: Cebus imitator (Panamanian white-faced capuchin)
Lineage: Eukaryota; Metazoa; Chordata; Mammalia; Primates; Cebidae
Gene: GBP4
Product: guanylate binding protein 4
Exons: 12
Coding region: 291-2300 (669 amino acids)
Biological process (GO): defense response to protozoan; defense response to Gram-positive bacterium
Molecular function (GO): GTP binding; GTPase activity
Source: RefSeq, a predicted model, not a curated record
AAGCAAACAAAACCUCAAACUUCUUCCCUGAGAAAAUUACCCCUGAAAGACAGGGAGUAGAUGAAACAACAUUCAUGUCUGCUGCUCUAUAUUCAUUUUGGAGGCGAAAGAUACCUAAGCCAAGGGUGGAAGAGGGUCAAACCUGGGUUUUAGGAGCCUGGUAUGUAGGUACCAGCACUUCCAAGCUCCUUUAGUUUCCUGUCUUGCCAAAACAGGAAAAUAUCUCAACGGUUUAACUCCCCGCCAAACUCAAGUGCUUUCGAUUUCGGUUUUCCGAAACCCUUAUUUGGAUGUCUGUAAUCCCGGCUAUGCUUUCGGCUUGUAAAAACAGUCCGUUUCACGAGGAGCCAGACACAGGAGGACAGAGCAAGGGGAGAGCAAGCGCAGCUCUUCACGUUGCAGCGUCCGCGACACGUUACCCAGAAUCUGAAUCCAUCAUGAUGGCCCCCAUUUGUCUAGUGGAAAACCAGAAAGAGCAGCUGACAGUAAAUUCAAAGGCAUUACAGAUUCUCGACAAGAUUUCUCAGCCGGUGGUGGUGGUGGCCAUUGUAGGGAUAUACCGUACAGGAAAAUCCUAUCUCAUGAAUCGUCUUGCAGGAAAAAACCAUGGCUUCCCUCUGGGCUCCACCGUGCAGUCUGAAACCAAGGGCAUCUGGAUGUGGUGUGUGCCCCACCCUACCAAGCCAAACUACACCCUGAUCCUUCUGGACACUGAGGGCCUGGGCGAUGUGGAAAAGGGUAACCCUAAGAAUGACUCAUGGAUCUUUGCCCUGGCUGUGCUUCUAAGCAGCUGCUUUGUCUACAACAGCAUGAGCACCAUCAACCACCAGGCUCUGGAGCAGCUGCACUACGUGACUCAACUAACACAGCUAAUCAGGGCAAAAUCCUGCCCCAGGACUGAUGAAGUUGAGGACUCCAGCGAGUUUGUGAGUUUCUUUCCAGACUUUAUUUGGGCUGUUCGAGAUUUUACCCUGGAGCUGAAGUUAAAUGGACACCCCAUCACAGAAGAUGAGUACCUGGAGAAUGCCUUGAAGCUGAUUCCAGGCAAGAAUCCCAAGCUUCAAAAUUCUAACAUGCCUAGAGAGUGUAUCAGGCAUUUCUUUCCAAAACGGAAGUGCUUUGUCUUUGACCGGCCUACAAAUGACAAACAAUAUUUAAUUCAUAUGGACAAAUUGCCAGAAGAAAAUAUGGAAAGGCUUUUCCUGAGGCAAUCAGAAAACUUCUGUUCUUAUAUCUUCACCCAUGCAAAGCCCAAGACCCUGAGAGAGGGAAUCAUUGUCACUGGAAACCGGCUGGGGACUCUGGCAGUGACUUAUGUAGAUGCCAUCAACAGUGGAGGAGUGCCUUGUCUGGAGAAUGCAGUGACAACUCUGGCCCAGCGGGAGAACUCAGCAGCUGUGCAGAGGGCAGCCGACCACUACAGUCAGCAGAUGGCCCAGCGGGUGAGGUUCCCCACAGACACGCUCCAGGAGCUGCUGGAUGUGCACGCUGCCUGUGAGAGGGAAGCCAUUGCAGUCUUCAUGGAGCACUCCUUCAAGGAUGAAAACCAGGAAUUCCAGAGGAAGCUUGUGGACACCAUAGAGAAAAAGAAGGAAGACUUUGUGCUGCAGAAUGAAGAGGCAUCUGUCAAAUAUUGCCAGGCUGAGCUUAAGCGGCUUUCAGAGCACCUGACAGAAAGCAUUUUGAGAGGAAUUUUCUCUGUUCCUGGAGGGCACAAUCUCUACUUAGAAGAAAAGAAACAGGUUGAGCAGAACUAUAAGCUAGUGCCCUGCAAAGGAGUUAAGGCAGACAAGGUCCUCUGGGAUUUCCUGCAGUCACAGGUGGUUGUAGAGGAAUCCAUCCUGCAGUCAGACAGAGCCCUCACUGCUGGAGAGAAGGCCAUAGCAGCGGAGCGGUCCAUGAGGGAGGCAGCUGAAAAGGAACAGGAGUUGCUAAGACAAAAACAGAAGGAGCAGCAGCAAAUAAUGGAGGCUCAACAGAGAAGCUUCCAGGAAAAUAUAGCCCAACUGGAGAAGAAGAUGGAGAAGGAAAGGGAAAACCUCCUCCGAGAGCAUGAAAGGAUGCUGGAACACAAGCUGAAGGUACAAAAAGAAAUGCUUAUUGAAGGAUUUGAAAAGAAAUCUGAGGAGUUAAAUAAAGAGAUUAAUCGACUGAAAGAAGAGAUUGAAUCAGCCAAAAAUGAAGAACCCUCAGUGCUUUCAAGGAUCCUUGACACAGCUGGCAAUAUGAUGAUUCUAGCUCUACCUGGGGCUGCUAAGCUAUUUGGAGUAGGGAUGAAAUGUCUUGGUUCACAGGUUUAAGAGCCUGAAUAUUCCUGAGUCUCACUUUACCACCCAGGCUGGAAUACAGUGGCACAAACAUGGUGCAUUGCAGUCUCAAUCUCCCAGGCUCAAGCAGUUCUCUCAAAGGAAUAUUUCAAAGGAAUAUUCUAUAGUCACUAAAAUGAAAAAGGUCUAUUUAUACUAGUAUGAGAAAGUAUCCAAGAUAUAUCAUUAGAAAAAAAAAAAGAUGCAGAAAGUAUGCUACAGUUACUUUAGGAACUAAUGAAUAUGUGUGUACCUUCUUAGUUCCCUCUGAAAAAGUAAAAAAUAGACUAGUAUCCUGGUCAUACCAGGAAUGAACCUCAAUAGUUAAGGUGAGAAAUGAGAGGAUAACUCUACAUCAUAUAUGUCUUUAACAUUUUAUGUAAAUUCAUCAUGUAUUCAAACAUGGAUUAAUACAAUUAUAAAAAUUGAAAUAACAAUACAUGGAUGGGAGAGGUCCCACAACAGGAUGAAAGUAAUUAAUAUUACUAGAAAUAGCAUAAGUCUGCUCAACAGGAAACAUCUUCUCAUUGGAACAGAGAACUAGAAGCAAGACAAAGCAAGAAAAAUAUGAACUAGAACAAGACAAAGCAAGAAAAA